This is a messenger RNA of Coniosporium apollinis CBS 100218, 603 nucleotides long. RefSeq lists its product as uncharacterized. The transcript has a single exon. Lineage: Eukaryota; Fungi; Ascomycota; Dothideomycetes. Bases 1 to 603 code for a protein of 200 amino acids. The record is from RefSeq and is a predicted model, not a curated record.
AUGCAGGAAUACGUGGCAUACGCCAUCAACUACGUUUUCGGAAUCACCAACCGAGACCUCAGUGUCAUCGCCUGGUCCCAAGGCAACCUCGAUACCCAAUGGGCCCUCAAACACUGGCCGUCCACCUGCGACGUAGUCAGCGACUUCAUCAGUAUAUCCGCGGACUUCCACGGCUCCCGAUUCCUCACCGCUCAGUGCUCUCGGUUCCCCAUCCUCCCUUGUCCACCCUCCAUUAUCCAGCAAGGGUACGAUGCUAACUUCAUCACCACUCUUCGCUCGGAUGGUGGAGACUCAGCCUACGUGCCGACAACAAGCAUAUACAGCGCCGCAGACGAGUUCAUCCAGCCGCAAAGCGGUCCGGGCGCCUCGGCUUUUAUUAACGAUGCUUGCGGCAUCGGCGCAACUAACAAUGAGUUGCAGGUCAUCUGCAACGGCAGGCCGGCGGGCAGCUUCGUCACCCAUGAAGGCGUGCUGUACAAUCCAGUGGCUUUUGCGCUGGCAGUGGACGCUCUUAUCAAUGGUGGUCCCGGCUCGACAAGCCAGAUAGACUUGACAACGUUGUGCGGACAGGUUGCAACAGAGGGUCUAAGCUUGACUGACUGA